Molecule: messenger RNA, 1501 nt
Organism: Exophiala oligosperma
Lineage: Eukaryota; Fungi; Ascomycota; Eurotiomycetes; Chaetothyriales; Herpotrichiellaceae
Exons: 2
Coding region: 71-1498 (475 amino acids)
Cellular component (GO): cytoplasm
Molecular function (GO): oxidoreductase activity
Source: RefSeq, a predicted model, not a curated record
GGGGGAUUCAGUGAAUGCAAGCUGAAAGAGCGCUCAACGACAGGACGGAUAAAUUCGAACGGACCAAGCCAUGUCCCAGUUUCUACCUGUCAAGUCUGGCCUGAAAUCGGUCUGGUUCAGAGAACCCCAAGGACUUGAGGACCAUCGAACGACCGAGUCACUUCCCGAACACAGCGACAUUGUGAUAAUAGGUGCUGGCUACGCUGGCGCCGCUACCGCUUACCACCUCGCCAAAGACUUUCCAGAGAUAUCUUCAAUAACGAUACUUGAAGCUCGGGGGGCAUGUUCCGGAGCGACUGGACGGAAUGGAGGUCAUCUACGGCCUGAUAUGUACGGCCAUAUACCCACAUACAUCGAUCGAUAUGGCGUUAAGGUAGCAUCAGAGAUAGCGGAAUUCGAGAUCGCCAAUAUGUGGGCUAUCAAAAAGGCCAUAGAAGAUGAGGAGAUCGAUUGCGACUUCACACUACAAAGAUCCGUUGACGUAUGGUGUAAUGAAGAGGCGGCCGACAAGGCGGCUGAAACCUACCACAGGAUGCAAGCUUACAAUUUGGACUACAUGAAGGAUGUCUUCUUCACCAGAGAUCCCAAGGCUGCCGAAGGCUAUUCUGGCGUCAGAGGCGCUAAAGCCGCUGGCUCUUUCACUGCUGGAACUAUGUGGCCGGCCAAGUUCAUCCAGGGAUUGCUCAAGAUUGUACUCGCGACUGGCAGAGUGAACCUACAGACCCAUACUCCUGCCAGCUCGAUCCAAGCUGAUUCACACCACGGGUGGAUUGUUCAUACCGAGCGAGGCACCAUAUCUACGCGCCAUGUGGUUCAUGCUACCAACGGGUAUGUGGCAAGCUUGUUGCCUCAGUACGAACGCAAUGUCAUUCCAUGCAAAGGCAUAUGCUGCCACAUAGCCGCUCCGUCAGGGUAUGAGUUACCAGCUCCCUUGUUGAACAACUCCUACAUCAUUCGCGACGAAGAAAAAGUGCUCUCCUAUCUCAUUCCCCGAACCGAUGGUGGCAUUGUUGUGGGUGGAGCGUUGGCCAAAUUUCUUUCGUUCAGAGAACAGUGGUAUCGCAAUGUGGAUGACAGCACCCUGAUCGAUGCCGCCAAAGACUACUACAACGACUACAUGCAACGGACGUAUCACGGUUGGAAAACCUACCCUGCCGGCAUCACCGACAUCUGGACAGGAGUGAUGGGAUACUCGUUCGAUUCGCACCCUCAUAUUGGUACCGUGCCUGGACUCGAGGGACAGUUCAUCAACGCUGGGUUCAAUGGACACGGCAUGCCGCUGAUCUGGCUUGUGUCGAAAGGAGUGGCAAAAAUGGUCGCCGCCGCCCAUCAAGGCACGGAUCUUCCAUUUUCAGAGACAGGCAUUCCCAAGGUUUUUGAAACUAGUCAAGCCCGUAUCGAUCGUGCAGUCAGCAACAGCGAGGAAGAAGGCGACAUCCUAGGUACAGGACGUAUUUUUCUACCGGAGGAAGACGUAAAAGUCAGGUCACAACUGUAAAAU